This is a messenger RNA of Branchiostoma belcheri (Belcher's lancelet), 1677 nucleotides long. RefSeq lists its product as uncharacterized. The transcript is spliced from 2 exons. Bases 1 to 1677 code for a protein of 558 amino acids. The record is from RefSeq and is a predicted model, not a curated record. NCBI's taxonomy places the organism in Eukaryota, Metazoa, Chordata, Leptocardii, Amphioxiformes, Branchiostomatidae.
AUGGAUGAUCUGACAGUGACGACUGAAAGUGUGAUCAGUGCAAGAUACGUACUCAGGAGUCUGAGCAAGGCAGCCAGCUGGGCUAGAAUGAAAUUCAAAGCCAAAAAGUGCAGGAAACUGGUGAUGCGAAGGGGGAAGAUCUGUGACAAGUUGCAGCUAGAAGUGCAGGGGGAAAGAAUCCCUGCAAUUGCGGAGCAGCCCAUCAAAAGCCUAGGGAAGAAGUUUGAUGUAACAUUAAGUGACAAGAAGAACAUUGAAGAAUUCAAGCAACAGAUACGAGACGGGCUAGAAGCCAUUGAGAAUAGUGAACUCCCAGGGAGAUACAAAGUAUGGUGCUACCAGUAUGGAUUGUUACCACGAGCAGUAUGGCCGAUGACCAUGUACGAUAUACCCCUUACAGUUGUGGAGGAAGUAGAGAGGAGGGUGAGCAGACAUCUGAGAAAGUGGCUGGGGGUGCCUCCAGGACUGACGAGCAUAGGAUUGUACAGCAAAACAGCCAAACUACAGCUGCCACUAACGUCAAUGGAAGAAGAGUAUAAAGUGACGAAGGCAAGAGCCCAACUAAUGUUACAGGAGAGUCGAGACGAGUUGGUUAGCCAGGCAGGAAUAAGACUAAGAUCAGGAAAGAAGUGGGCAGCAGCAGAAGCAGUCGCCAGCGCAACAAGUAGACUUAAGCACAGAGACAUCGUGGGAGUAGUAGCUCAAGGCAGGAGAGGGUUUGGAGCAGGAAGGGAAGGAACCCAGAGAUGGGGUACUGCUAGCCCAAGGGAGAGGAGGGAACUGAUCCAGAAGGAAGUUAGACAGCAGGAGGAAGAGGUUCGGAGAUCAAGAGCAGUAAGCCAGGGGGUUCAAGGAGCUUGGACAAGAUGGGAGGGAGUACGAGAAAGAAAGGUCAUGUGGAAUGAACUCAUGUAUAGUGAACCCUUGAAGAUAAGAUUCCUGCUGAAGUCUGUUUACGAUCUUCUGCCAACAGCUGCAAACCUGAAGAGGUGGAGGAAGAAAGAUGAAGACAAGUGUGAGCUCUGUGGCAAGACAGGGAACCUUAGCCACGUCCUAACAAGCUGUCCGGUUGCACUAGGCAAGGGGCGGUACACCUGGCGCCACAACCAAGUCCUGAAAGUGAUAGCCAGUGCAGUAGAAGAACAGAUAACGGAGAAUAAGGUCAAGGGAAAACAGAGGAAGGGAUUGCAGUUCAUCAGCUUUGUAAAGGAGGGAUGGAGAGGAAAGAGUAAAGAGAAGAAGGAAAGAGAGCAGAUAGGAAUCAUAGCAUCAGCAAGUGACUGGUCCUUACAUGCUGAUCUUGGCAAACAACUGGCUUUCCCGGCAGAUAUCAUCGACACGAACCUAGGACCAGACUUGAUCCUGUUUUCUAGGAAAACGACCCAGGUAGUGCUGCUAGAAUUGACUGUUCCCUGGGAAGACAGGAUGGAAGAAGCGAACGAGCGGAAACGAAUGAAGUAUCAGGAACUGGUGAGCAGAUGUAGAGAGAAAGGUUGGAAGACCUGGUACUUCCCAGUGGAAGUAGGAUGCAGGGGUUUUAUAGGACAGACCUUGUGGAAGGCACUGGGACAGUUAGGAUUAGCAGGAAAGAAGAGGAGAGAAGUAACUAAGAGAGUCACCAAGACCACCGUCGAUGCCUCACUCUGGGUAUGGACACUGAGGAAUACCACCCAAUAA